This is a messenger RNA of Ogataea angusta, 1221 nucleotides long. RefSeq lists its product as uncharacterized. The record is from RefSeq and is a predicted model, not a curated record. Gene Ontology annotation, molecular function: protein binding. Gene Ontology annotation, cellular component: nucleus. Lineage: Eukaryota; Fungi; Ascomycota; Pichiomycetes; Pichiales; Pichiaceae. Bases 1 to 1221 code for a protein of 406 amino acids. The transcript has a single exon.
AUGAACCACAUUUCAACUAACCUUUCAGAGAUUGGAGAGUCUCGCUUUGUUCCCUCCAACAUUCAACAGUCUGCUGUUCCUGGGAACACACACUCUACUCCCAGGUCGUCGUCUCAUGACUCUCGUUUUCCUGUGUAUGGGCUGGAUUGGACAUCAAGUGCUCAGUCUGACACAGCUAAAAUUGCUGUUAGCUCGUUCCGUGAGGAUUCUACCAAUAGACUUAAGAUCAUCAAAGGUUCUCCAAUAUAUAUCGACGACGAACAAAAUGGCAUCAAGACAACAGACGCAUAUGAUCUCACCUCGGUGGCAGAGGUUACAGUGAACUAUCCAAUCACAAGACUUCAGUGGGAUCCGUCAAUGCCACUCUAUCCUGAUGCGACGUGUGUAGCGACAAGUUCUGAAUGUUUGAGAAUCUACGAGCUAUUGGAGCCCGAUCCUUCACAAGCAUAUGCACAGAACCCCAGGAUCAUUGAAAAGAUGACGCUGACAAACUCAAAAACGAAAAAUUUCAAUCAACUGCCUCCACUGACAUCGCUCGACUGGAACAAAACCGACCCCCGACAUAUAAUAACAAGUUCUAUAGACUCUACGUGCACGCUUUGGGACAUUUCACGAGGCACCGGAGUGGCAAAAACGCAGUUGAUUGCACACGACAGUGAGGUGUUUGAUGUCAAGUUUCUGCAUGGUAACAAGCAUGUUUUCACCAGCUGCUCCAACGACGGCUCUAUCCGAGUGUUCGAUCUGCGAUCCUUGGAGCAUUCCACAAUCAUAUACGAGCCCCAGUCCACCAGGUCGUCCAUAGCAAGUAUCGCUACAUUGAGCUCCGCUCAGGAUGCAGCCAUGGGUCAGCGUGUGCCUUUGCUCCGACUAGCAACGUCUAAUUACAAUGCCAACCAAAUUGCCGCCAUAGAGGCUGAUAGCAGUCGCAUUCUAAUACUAGAUCUGAGGUAUCCCGAGACUCCUAUCGAAAUUCUGCGAAACCAUGUGGCACCUGUCAAUAGCAUAGCAUGGCAUCCGAGCAAAAACUUCCUAUUAACGGGAGCAGACGAUUGCCAGGUUUUGAUUUACGACCUUACAGACUGCGGUCAGGCAGAAAACUCUGUGGCUCCAAUUUUUGGCUUUUUUGAUGAGAUGGAGGUGAACAACGUGUGUUGGAAUACCGAUGGUUCGUGGGUCGCUGCCAAUAGUGGACGCAGAACGCAAGCGGUGGCGCUUAUGUAA